Psilocybe cubensis is the source of this 1377-nucleotide messenger RNA. RefSeq lists its product as uncharacterized. Gene Ontology annotation, biological process: proteolysis. The coding region runs from base 1 to 1377 and encodes 458 amino acids. The transcript has 2 exons. Lineage: Eukaryota; Fungi; Basidiomycota; Agaricomycetes; Agaricales; Agrocybaceae. The record is from RefSeq and is a predicted model, not a curated record. Gene Ontology annotation, molecular function: aspartic-type endopeptidase activity.
AUGAUUGCAGAAGAAGAAGAGGACGACAUUGGAACCUGGGAUGGAGAAGACAAGUUUGAGUUUAUGCUGGCAGGUCCUGGUAAUCAAAUCCCAACUGAAAAGCAAACACGUGCUGCAUGCAAACAGGUCAUGGAUGCUGUGGUACCUCCGGAACCCGCGUAUCCCAAAGGGAAGCAAGCAGAAAUGAGUAAAGCUAAGGAUUUUUCUCAGAUCCCAUCUAUUCUUAAACGUCCGGCUAACUCUGGAUUGCCAAACAACGUGCCUAGCUCUACUUCCAUUCAACCUGUCCCAAUCCCGUCAAUUAAUCAACCUUCUGCCGAAAUGAAUCCAUCAAUUUCUGUCAAACAAGCUCAACCCAAUGUCCCAAUUAGGGCAAAUCCAACGGAAAAUCCCGAGACUGUGCAACGACAUGAGGUUUUUAAUCCGACCAAUGAUGAUCAAAUCAUGGAAGAUGUCACUCCUAGUCCAGAACGUGGCAAAUCAGUUACCAAGCCACGUGCAGCGCCUCAGAAACGUGUCUCUGACAUUUCCCAAACUGUUGACACUAUGGCCAUUCUCAGACGAUGCCUUAAUCAACCCGUUAAUGCUAUAUUUGGUGAGUUACUUGGAGUUUCAAAGGACCUUAGGACCCUUCUUAUCAAUAGCAUCAAAGGCAAAACCCUUACUGUUGACGAAUUCAAAGCUUCAUUGGCAAACGGCAACUUAAAGCUUUCCGAUAAGGAAGUUCUAGACAUCAUUCGCAGUGCCGAAAAGGAUGUAUCUGUUCAAUACAUGCACAAGACCAAUUCAGUCGAAUCCCUUCACGCUCACAAGCCCCUUCUUCAAAUCACAUUAAUGUGUAAUGGUCACAAACUCAAUGUCUUGAUUGACAGUGGAUCUACGCAGAACAUUCUAAGUGAACAGGCUUGGAAGAAGAUUGUCAGGUUGCCAAUGGACAGCUGGAAUACUAUUGUUAUGGUCGAUAUUCAUGGCGGCAAAUCCCACAUGCUUGGAUUCAUUGGAAAUGUUCAACUUGAUAUUGGUACAGUCAGGACGUGUGCUCAUUGCUAUGUAUCCAACAAAGUCCAGUUUGAUAUACUCUUGGGACGUCCAUGGACCCGUGACAACUAUGUGGACAUUCUAGAACAACCCGAAGGGACCUUCAUUGCCUUCUAUGACAUCAAAGAUCCUAUACGUGAGCAGAAAUUUCUUGUGACACCUGAUACUCAGCACGACCGGCGUUACUUCACGGAUACCAUUUACAACAAGACCCCCCACACAAUGUUAGCACACAACAACCUCUCCUUAGCUAAUCCGGUGAAGAUCAAAGGAAAGAGUGGUCCAGACUGGAUAGGACGAAACCUUCUCCUAAGUUUCUUAAGGGAGGACGCUGCCUAG